Molecule: messenger RNA, 2161 nt
Organism: Periophthalmus magnuspinnatus
Lineage: Eukaryota; Metazoa; Chordata; Actinopteri; Gobiiformes; Gobiidae
Gene: lrrc40
Product: leucine rich repeat containing 40
Exons: 15
Coding region: 85-1881 (598 amino acids)
Molecular function (GO): protein binding
Source: RefSeq, a predicted model, not a curated record
CCAGGGAACAGGGUUCAGACUGUUUACUUUAGGGUGCUGUGGGAGUCUUCUGUGUGGCUCGGCUUCAGGUGUAGGACCAAGGCUAUGCGGCGAGGAAGAGGUGCACAUGGAUACGACUCUCUGAGCGGAUUCCGGACUCAGCAGAGCGAGCCGGCGGUGCCCCAGGGGCUGUUGAAGAAUGCCAGGAAGAGCGGGCAGCUCAACCUGAGUUCCCGGGGACUGCAGGAUGUCCCACAGAAUGUGUACCGGCUGAAUGUGGACCCCCCAGAGGAGGCUCAGCAGGCUGUCUCAUUUGGAGGAUCGGACCGCUGGUGGGAGCAGACUGACCUCACCAAGCUGCUCCUCUCCUCCAACCAGCUCACCACAUUGUCAGAGGAGCUGCGGCUGCUGCCUGCCCUCACCACACUGGAUCUCCAUGACAACCAGAUCCAGAGCUUACCCCGUGCCAUAGGGGAGCUUCAGGAGCUGAGGCAACUGCGGCUCAGCUCUAACCAGCUGAGGGCUUUGCCUCUGGAGCUCUUCUCUCUGGCCCUCCUCAGCAGCCUCACACUGCAGCACAACCUGCUGGAGAGCCUGCCCCCAGAGUUGGGCCAGCUGACCAGCCUCACCGAGCUGAACUUGUCCAGGAAUCAUCUACAGGAGUUGCCCUGUUCCCUGGGGGAUCUCCGACAUCUACAGAAACUCAGCCUGGAGCACAAUCAGCUGGGCUCUCUGCCCGACAGUGUGGGCCGUCUCUCCUGCCUGCGGCUGCUAGAUUGCAAUAAUAACCAACUGACCACACUGCCCUCCUCCCUGGCACAGAUGACCUCUUUGGAGCAGCUCUUUCUCCGACAGAACAGGCUCACACUGGUCCCUCCUCUGCCCAGUGACUCGCUCAAGGAGCUGUAUCUGGCUGAUAACCAGAUCUCUACGCUGGGCUCGGAGCAGAUGAGUGGCCUAUCCGUUCUCUCAUCUCUGGAGCUGCGAGGAAACAAGAUCAGCACGCUUCCAGAGGGGGCGCUACCGAGCACACUUACCCGACUGGACCUCUCCAACAAUGACAUCGGCAUACUGCCUCCCACCCUCGGUCUUCUGCCCAACCUCACUGUGCUUCUGUUGGAGGGAAACCCGCUCCGAGGGAUACGCAGGGAGCUGCUCAAUAAAGGAACUAUGGAGCUUCUGAAAUACUUGCGAGGAAGAAUCAAAGAGGAGCCAGGAGACACCUCAGAGAAGCCCUGUGGGCUGCCAUUGCCUAGCCAUGCUGCGGUCGACCUGCACAACAUCUCCGCUCUCAAGCUCCUCCAGUACAGUAACAAACAGGCAGAGUCGGUCAGAGAUGAGCUGUUUGACGCUGCAGCAGGUCACUGUAUCACUUCAGUCAACUUUAGCAAGAACCAGCUGAGCUCUGCCCCCUCCAGGCUGCUGGACUUUGCCUCCUCCCUGUGUGAUGUGGACUUGGGCUUUAACAGACUGACCUGCGUUGGCCCUGAGCUCUGUUGCCUGCUCAAACUGCAGCACCUCGAUCUCAGGAAUAACCUCUUGUGUGAUUUACCAUCAGAGCUCCAGAACCUGACCAAAUUGCGCAGCAUCAUUCUGAACUUUAACAGGUUCAAGUCCUUCCCGGUGGUGCUGUAUGAGCUGGGCAAUCUGGAGACGGUGCUGUUGGGGAACAACCAGGUGGGCAGUGUCGACGCAUCCCGCCUACAGGCUCUGGUACAUCUGUCCACCCUGGAUCUCUCAAACAACGACAUGCUGCACGUGCCCCCAGAGCUGGGCCUCUGCUCUGCUCUCAGAUGUCUGAGUCUGGAGGGGAAUCCAUUCCGAACUCCUCGAGCGGCAAUCGUAGCGAAAGGGACAGACGCUGUUCUGGAGUACCUGCGCAGCCGCAUCCCUGCCAGCUAACCUUUCACCCCUGUGCCCUGACCCACACCUCCACUUGGGCAUGCAGACCAAACUCUACAAUCAUAUGUUCUUUGUAAAUGUUUUCUAUCAAUAAAUCUAAAGAUCUCAGAAAUGUACUAGAGGAAUAUCUGUUCAAAUCAACCAAAUUCAUGGAUAAGAGCUGGCUAAGUUUUCUAAAAUAUGUUUAAUAGUUUGGAGAAAACAGUAAAAUAAAGUGAAAGGUGACAUCCUAGCACCACAACACAAAGCCACAAUAAGUGAUUAAUAUUUUUCCUUUAAU